AUGUUCAAGUGUCAAAAAAGGCCCGGCACACAACAUUCUGUAACUUUUUUUUUAUUAUUUUUUUCACUUUUUCCUUCCUUUUUUUUUUUAAGCACUAGCUUGUGCUUUGCGAACAGAAUCAAGACAUUAACAAAGAUCAGCUUCUCUGAAGAAAAGCAUUUCUAUAGAACAAAGACAGCUACAUGUUUCGCUGCCAAUACACAGCUCAAAGCAGAAAAAGAAAAUAUUUACAAAAUACAAGGUGGUUUUUUUUUUCCGUUUUUGUUUUUGUUGUUGUUUUUUUUUUUUUUUUACAAUGCUAAAAGGGUUAUUCAGAAUUUUCAACCUUAUAAAUAG
Messenger RNA from Pipistrellus nathusii (Nathusius's pipistrelle), 336 nucleotides. NCBI's taxonomy places the organism in Eukaryota, Metazoa, Chordata, Mammalia, Chiroptera, Vespertilionidae. The record is from the annotation of a GenBank genome assembly.